AUGACAUCUAACUUUAAAGACUCAGCACAAGUCAUUUAUGCGCACCUACAGAAGAAGUACCGGUCUAUCAUUCAAGACAUGAAACAGCAGUUGCUCAUGAAGGAUGACAUCAUCUAUGAUAAGGACAAUCUCAUCUCCCGUUUGCGAGACACCAUUGCCAUGCUGAGG
This is a messenger RNA of Sphaeroforma arctica JP610, 168 nucleotides long. RefSeq lists its product as hypothetical. The transcript has a single exon. NCBI's taxonomy places the organism in Eukaryota, Ichthyosporea, Ichthyophonida. The annotation marks the transcript as partial. The record is from RefSeq and is a predicted model, not a curated record.